UUAUAAUAAAAUAAUGUACUGUCGUCAGGAGAUAAAAAGAACCAGCACACUACCACCACUGUGUUGUCAUGGUCCUAAACCAUUGCCAUACGUUUGGCCUAAAUAUGGCUGUCCCCCUAUACAAGAAUGCCCACCUCUAAUUUGCUGUUAUCCUACUAAUUCGUGCCCACCUUUGGUAUGCGAUUCAACUGGUUCACUGGUCACCAAUACAAGUUGUUCAAAUCGAAUAUCUUAUGAAUUAUUUGGAUUAUGCAUUUAUAUAUGCAGACCACGACCAGAACCACCAUCUCGACCACCUACCCUAUGUAUUGCUGGUCCUUGUCCAGCACUCGCUGGACCAUUCCCUCCGUAUUGUCCAACAUCUCAUUGUCAGAAAAUAAUAUCACCAGCUUCCUGCGUGCGAUAUUGUAUUCGUUCUACGUGUGGAGAAUCCACCUAUGCUCCUUGCUACUCUUCUAAUUUACCAAAAUGUCCUCGUACAGAUUGCUGCUGA
Molecule: messenger RNA, 493 nt
Organism: Hylaeus anthracinus
Lineage: Eukaryota; Metazoa; Arthropoda; Insecta; Hymenoptera; Colletidae
Product: DBF4-type zinc finger-containing protein 2 homolog
Exons: 2
Coding region: 14-493 (159 amino acids)
Source: RefSeq, a predicted model, not a curated record